Messenger RNA from Brienomyrus brachyistius, 877 nucleotides. It is a transcript of the gene carhsp1, whose product is annotated as calcium regulated heat stable protein 1. The transcript is spliced from 4 exons. Gene Ontology annotation, cellular component: cytoplasm. The record is from RefSeq and is a predicted model, not a curated record. Gene Ontology annotation, biological process: regulation of mRNA stability. Lineage: Eukaryota; Metazoa; Chordata; Actinopteri; Osteoglossiformes; Mormyridae. The coding region runs from base 195 to 677 and encodes 160 amino acids. Gene Ontology annotation, molecular function: mRNA 3'-UTR binding.
CGGGAGUCCGUAGUUGUGAGGUUGUUUGUGUUGCUUCGGAAGAGGGAAAAAAUCGACCUCGAAGUACUGUUUCCAUCUAAGGCUAAAUCUAGAAAUACUUAUUUUUUGCUGGAUAACCUAGAUUAUAACCGGAAAAAAAACAUUUUCCAUCACUUACAACUGCAGAGUCGCUAUAAGGGCCUGCCACGCUAGUCAUGUCCUCAGAGGCAUCGUCCCCAGUGCAGGCGGCCCCCCCCGCCACAUCGCCCACCUCCCCAGCCUCGCCAACAUCCCCCGGCUCCCUGGACCUGCCCUCGUGCCGGCAACGGGGGUGUGACCGCUCCCCCUCCCCCAUGCGGGACUACCUUAUCCCCAGCCCCCUCCCCACACGUCGCACACGCACCUGCUCGGCCACAGCGCGGGCCGCAGAGGGACCCAUGUUCACCGGCGUGUGCAAGUGCUUCUCGCGCUCCAAAGGACACGGCUUCAUCACGCCAGCCGACGGCGGCAGCGACAUCUUCGUGCACAUCUCAGACAUCGAGGGCGAGUACGUGCCAGUAGAGGGCGAUGAGGUCAGCUACAAGCUCUGCUCCAUCCCGCCCAAGCACCAGAAGGUCCAGGCCGUGGAGGUCACCAUCACUCACCUGGUCCCUGGCACCAAGCAUGAGACGUGGUCUGGCAUGGUGCUGAGCUCGUAAGGGAGUCGACGGGCAGAUACACGCCGGCUUUGGGUCAUUUGUGGUGCCUGCUGGUAGGGUCAGGUGGUGAAUAUCUUAUCUUCAAGAUGCCUUUUUUUGUAUAGGGGGGGUGUGUUGAUAACAGGGGCAAGAAUAUGUAUUACAAAGCAUUCCUAUCUAAUAAAGUCUUCACUUAAAGUAUUAAAAAAAUAUGCAUAUUA